Molecule: messenger RNA, 792 nt
Organism: Rotaria socialis
Lineage: Eukaryota; Metazoa; Rotifera; Eurotatoria; Philodinida; Philodinidae
Source: the annotation of a GenBank genome assembly
AUGGAAAUUUUACUAGAUCCAAAAAAAUGUUCUAUGUGUUAUAAAAAUCCAAUAAAAUAUACAUGUCCACGAUGUUCAAUACGCACAUGCUCUUUAUCUUGUUGUCUAACUCAUAAGAAAACAUUAGAUUGCAAUGGACAACGCGAUAAAACAUUAUUUAAACCAUUGGUUAAAAUGAAUGAUCUUGACCUAUUAUCAGAUUAUCGAUUUCUCGAAGAAAUCAAUCGUGAAGUUGAAACAAGUAAACGAAAUGAACUUGGAAAUAAAACGAAGUCUUUUAACGAAUUAAAACAUUUUCAAAAAUUAAUACAAAAUAAAUUACGAACAAACGGAUCUAUACAAGUUCUCUAUUUACCUCGAUUUUCAACAAAGCAUAAACAAAAUCAAAUGUGGUUCGAUAAAAAAUCUCAUGACAUCUUUUGGCAUAUUGAAUGUCGAUUUUUUAUCGAUACAUUUUAUACAUGGACGAUAACACGUUUGCCAACAAGUGAAACAACAUUAUCGAAUCUGUUAAUCAAAUUUCAGAAUUUUCUAAAUGAACCAUUGAAUAUAAAUGAGUUAAGUCUUUCAAAAUUAAAAAAGUAUUCGAAUGAACAAGAAACUUGCGUUUAUAUUGAAAAUUUUGGCCAAAAAAGAAAACAAUAUGGAAAAUAUGAAAAACGUUCAUUUAACACAAUAAUCGAUCUAUUUCAUGAGAGAACAUUUAUUGAAUACCCUGUUUUAUUCAUAUCACGAAUAAAUGAUGAAAAUAAUAUGAAAGAUAAUUUGUUAAACAAAAAAAAAUCGAAUUAA